GAAACUAAGUGUUUCGCACAAAAGCAGAUUCUUUUUCUUAAAACGCACAAAACUGGAUCAAGCACCAUGGCUAACAUCUUCUUUCGUUAUGGAGACGCCAGGAAUCUUACAUUUGCUCUAGGGGCUGGCACCAUUCUUGGCUGGCCUGAGAAAUUUCACAUUUUCCACCCACUGCGUAUGUUUGGCAAAGCUCCUGAUAUACUCUGCAGUCAUGCAAGAUUUAAUAAGAAACCAAUGAACUGGCUUUUUCCACGAAAAACUAGCAAGUACGUCACAAUUCUCAGAAACCCUGUAGACAACUACGAGUCUGCUUUCAACUUUGCUCAACUAGGAAAAUCGUUUGGUUUGGGAGUUGCGCUCGAUUCCCUGGAAAAAUUUCUAGAUAAACCAAUACAAUCUUAUGACCAUUCUCGUAAGGCGAGUAUUAUGAUGUAUUUGGCGCGAAAUCCUAUGAUGUUUGAUUUGGGUUUGAGGUUUGAGUAUUUCCAAAAUCUCACAGCUGUUAAAGAGUACAUUCAGUUCUUAGACAAUGAAUUUGAUCUUGUCAUGAUUAUGGACUACGUUGAUGAGUCGCUGCUGUUAAUGAAGAGAUUGCUAUGUUGGGGGAUAGAGGACAUUUUGUACGUAAAGCUCAAUGAGCGACAAGACAAGGAAAAAGCUACUCGUUUAAGUGCAAGAGUUAAAGAAAAUAUAAGGCGAUGGAAUAAAGCAGACGUUUUGUUAUUCGAUUAUUUUAACGCGACGUUUUGGGGAAGAGUCAAGAACGAAGGACCAAGCUUUUAUGAGGAACUGAGUACGUUUCGUCGGAGAAAACAUGAAAUACAGCAAUCAUGCUUGAUCAAUGGUACUCGAAUCGAAAGAGCUUAUCGUAACAAAUUUGUGAAGGGCUAUUCAGUUAGAAAUGAUGUUGAUGAAAAUUCAAAGCGCCUCUGUGAAAACUUAGUCAGAAAGGAGAAUGAUUUCCUGGAACAUCUCAGGAGAAAACGUGUGGCGAAACUAAGAGAAACUGGGAUUGACAAGCAUGACAAAAUUAAAAACGAAGCUGGAUGGCAUGUGGCAAAGGAUUUGCGAUAUGUUCCUCUUCGAGCUCGUCGAAUAAUGCGUAAAAGAUUUACUCCACCUUAA
Molecule: messenger RNA, 1125 nt
Organism: Porites lobata
Lineage: Eukaryota; Metazoa; Cnidaria; Anthozoa; Scleractinia; Poritidae
Source: the annotation of a GenBank genome assembly